This is a messenger RNA of Boleophthalmus pectinirostris (great blue-spotted mudskipper), 1726 nucleotides long. RefSeq names its product NAD kinase a (gene nadka). Gene Ontology annotation, molecular function: NAD+ kinase activity. Gene Ontology annotation, biological process: NAD+ metabolic process; NADP+ biosynthetic process. The record is from RefSeq and is a predicted model, not a curated record. Lineage: Eukaryota; Metazoa; Chordata; Actinopteri; Gobiiformes; Gobiidae.
GUUGGCGGCUGAGAAUGAGGAAACUCUGGGCUGACUGUUGACAGUGUCGGGGGGGAAAUGGACAUGUCCAAAUGAGGCCUAAAGCGUGAAAACAUGUCCAGUGUGUGAACGUCCCCGGCGCCGCCACGACCUGCGCUCCCCCCCCGGACCCGGUGACCCAGGCUGACGACAGGAGCAGACAUGGAGAGCUCGGAGGGGAUGCAGUCGUCCUCUGUCCUCUGUUGUCCGUGCGAUGGAGCGGACGUGUCCAUGGGAGACGUUUCCACCAGGAGCUCGACGCGUCGAACCCGCAAGUGCCGCAGUCUGAGCGCGUCGUCCGUCAGCUGCCCCGAGUACAGGAGGACUCAGUGGCUCCAUGGCCCCAGCCCCGUCACCACCUUCGGCCCCAAGGCGUGUAUGCUCCAGAACCCCCAGGCUGUCAUGCACAUCCAGGACCCUGCGAGUCAGAGGUUGACCUGGAACACUCCGCCUCAGAGCGUUUUGGUCGUCAAGAAGAUCCGAGACACGGCUCUGCUCCAGCCCUUCAAGGAGCUCUGCCGCUUCCUCAUCGAGGUGAAGAACAUGCUGGUUUACGUGGAGAAGAAGGUUCUGGAAGACCCGUCCAUAUCCGCAGAUGAGACCUUUGCACCCAUCACCAAGAAGUUCUGCACUUUCAGAGAAGAUCUCGAUGACAUUUCCAACCGUGUGGACUUCAUCAUCUGCCUGGGAGGAGACGGGACUCUGCUGUACGCCUCCUCCCUCUUCCAGGAGAGCGUCCCCCCGGUCAUCGCCUUCCACCUGGGCUCCCUGGGCUUCCUCACCCCCUUCAAGUUCGACUCGUACCAGUCCGAGCUCACUCAGGUCAUCCAAGGAAACGCAGCUCUGGUCCUGCGCAGUCGUCUCCGAGUGAGAGUGACCAAAGGGGGGGAGAAGAACAACGGCCUGAGUCUGACCAACGGCGAGGGGGAGGGGCCAGCCGAGGAGUACCAGGUUCUGAAUGAGGUGGUGGUGGACAGGGGCCCGUCCUCGUACUUGUCCAACGUCGACCUGUUUCUGGACGGACACCUGAUCACCACGGUGCAGGGAGACGGUCUGAUCGUGUCCACGCCCACGGGCAGCACGGCGUACGCUGUGGCCGCCGGCGCCUCCAUGAUCCACCCCAACGUCCCCGCCAUCAUGAUCACGCCCAUCUGCCCUCACUCUCUGUCCUUCAGGCCCAUCGUGGUGCCCGCCGGGGUCCAGCUCAAGAUCAUGCUGUCCUGUGACGCCCGGGACACCGCCUGGGUCUCCUUCGACGGGAGGAAGCGCCAAGAGAUCUGCCACGGAGACAGCAUCACCAUCACCACGUCGUGCUUCCCCGUGCCCUCCAUCUGCUUCAGAGACCCGGUGAACGACUGGUUUGAGAGCCUGGCCCAAUGCCUGCACUGGAACGUACGCAAGAGACAGAGCUACCUCAGCGCGGAGGACGACGACUACUGAGCCCUGACCCCGCCCGCCGACCACGGAACCUGCCCACCGACCACAGAACCUGCCCCUCGGCCGCAGAACUCGAUCGCCGACCACAAAACCUGCCCACAGACCGCACCCGCCGGCCGCAGACUCCCACCCACUGCCUAAUGACCCCACAGACCCCGCCCACAUCCUCCACAGACCUUCGCCGCUGACCACAGACUCAGCACAACGACCCCUGAUCCCGCCCACUGACCACAGACCCCACCCACUGACCACAGACUCUGCCUACUGACCA